Molecule: messenger RNA, 1548 nt
Organism: Penicillium brasilianum
Lineage: Eukaryota; Fungi; Ascomycota; Eurotiomycetes; Eurotiales; Aspergillaceae
Source: the annotation of a GenBank genome assembly
AUGCUCCCUGCGGCCAGCGAGGAGGACCUGAGAUCUCUGCCACCUGCAGUGCGACGAAAGUUCUUCUCGAAUGUCGAGCGCUUGCGCAUUCGGCUAGCGCAGAGCGAUCCCAGUUCCCCUGCGUGCUCCACGCACUCCAAUCACCUCUAUCACGGCCGGACUUAUCGCCCUAGUGCGCGUCUUGGGUCUGGCCCCCUCCACCAUCACCAUCCUCACUCUUACUCUCACUCUCACUCUCAUUCUCACUCUCGUGCUUCGCGCAACGCCUCGACUACUUCCCUCACCAGAUCUCGUGGAUUGGAGAAACGCUCGGCUACCGCUCCCAGGAAACUGCGCAAGCCGGGAUCCUUGCAACUGGCCUACCUCGUGGCCCAGGCAGACUCGCAAUGCUUCCAUUCUCUCCCCGCUAAGAUCCAACAAAAGCUUUUUUCCCCCGAAGAGCGUUUGCGUCUUCGCCAGGCCUAUCGUGACAGCGUCAUUCUGGACGCUGCCGACGAGGCUUUUUACCGUCGACCGUACUCUCGCCGUCGUCUUUCCACCGACAGCCUUCCCUCGGAGACUACUCUUCCGGUAGCUCAGCCCAACACCGUCUUCUACGACUCGGACUCGGAGUACGAAUCCGACGAUAGCAUGGACCAAUCAAUCUACGACAGUUUCCGGUGGCUCGACGAAGAUGGUGAUCUGGACUUGUCUCUGGACGAAUACCAUGCCCACGUUGCAGACGCUGCUGCCAAAUCAAAACCUCGUCGUCGCCCAUCAUUCCGUCGCUCCUUGUCUUUUUCAACACACGCUCUGAGACAACAUCGACCCUCACCGUCGAUGCCUACUCGCAGUCUACCUGCAGCCCACACCUUCCAAGCGCUCUCCACUAUUGCACCCACCCAACGCCCCUCCUCUCGUCCCGGCUCUCGUCGCCGCCAACCCAUCCAACAUGCGCCCAAGUCUUCCACUUCCAGCAUCGACCCGGCCGCCCAAUAUUAUCAAGAUCCCGACGCCCGUCUCAAGCUGCGCGUCUACCUGGCCUCGCCGCAAAAAUUCGACGAGGCCAUUGAGUUCGGAUUUCCGUCCUUGGAACAGGACAAGGAAAACAUCGCCCCGGACUACAGCCCCGUUCCACCAAAGUCCCCUACGGUGACUAGUGAUUGGGCAGGGACUUUUUUCGAGGAUGAUGAUGGGACUGUCGUCGGGACUCCCGGCGGGUCAAUUGAAGAUCCAGCGGCUUCUCGUCACUCCCCCCAACUUAGGGAAACUCCAAGUCCUUCAUUGGACUCUCCCUCCCUAUUGCAGCGGCGUCAGUCUUUCCUGCCUGGUGCAAAGACGGGCCCCCAGCGGCUCCCAGGAAACCGGGAGAUGACCCUAAAAAUGACUCUCACUCGCCCGGAUCUGCGCACUGAAUCACCCACUCCUUCGCAAACCUCCCCGCAAGAGGAUCCGCUACGCCUCGCUGCACUGCCCCCGGCCGACCGCACCCAGAUGAUUUGGGACUCAGAUGAGGACGACAAGGGGGUGGUCAAAAAGAUGUGGCGCAGACUUCGUCGACGAGUUUAG